AUGACAGAAGGUCUAACUCGAAGCUUGCCGGAGAUAGCCGAGUUGUUACGAUCGGUAGGCUUGAUGUCACAAGGGACCGGCCAAAAUGCUUCCAGCCUCGCGAAUAUCGAGCAAAACAGAAUGCUUACAAAGACUUUCACCACUCGAGAGAAGGCAAGGCCCGGCAAUCUGGGACAAAGUGUUUCUUAUGAGGAUGAUGACGGCGCUGGAGCGACAGAGUCUAAUACAGCAAGGACAUCCACAGCACCAAAGGAGCAGGCGUGGAUAAGAAAAGGUGUCGAACAUUGGGAGGAACAAACGUGUAUACAUUUCACAAACACCGCCACCGUAUCCGCCAAGUCCUUGCUAUUUGUUAAUCACUCUGCGUGCUCUUCCAGUGUCGGGUAUAUAGACGAUGGAUCAAGUUUUCAUAAUAUCUCUAUCAGUUUUAAUUGUUUACGAAAAGGAAUAGUAGCCCAUGAGAUAGGCCACGCCCUUGGCUUCUGGCACGAACAAGCUCGUAAUGACAGGGACGAAUACAUUACUGUCAUUAACGACAAUGUGGAAUUAGGUAACACCCACAACUUUAAAAAACUCUCGUGGGGAGAAAUCACCAAUUUUGCGGUCCCCUACGACCUGGGCUCUGUCAUGCAUUACAGUGGAGAGCAAUUUGGACAGUUGACAGCUAGGGAUGAAAGCCAGUUGACCAUCCGUACCAAUAAACCCUUGCUUCAACACACCAUUGGUCAGCGGGAAGAGUUGUCGUUUUUUGACGUGAAACUGGCGAAUCUUGCAUACUGCAAUGAUACCUGCUCCCCUGACCAGCUAAACGGUACCUGUCUGUAUGAAGGCUACCAGGAUCCAAAGAACUGCUCCCGAUGCAGGUGUCCAGACGGCCUGGGAGGGGACUUCUGUGAUACGGUCGCCACGUCAGCAAACUGCGGUGGAAUUAUUGAGCUACAAACGGAUGAAACUAAACGAGUUGCUUCCCCUGCGUAUCCGUCUUACUACAGACCGGGAGUGAAAUGUUACUGGCUUAUAAAGUCCCCAAAAGGUACAGUCAUCAAGCUGAGGUUUGUGGCGCCAUAUAUGCAGAGUGAUACCUGUUCUCAAUCAAACCCCUUCACACCCUGCGAUGACUUCUUAGAAGUCAGAACCUCUGACAAUCUCGGGCUUACUGGAGGUCGAUUUUGUUGCAAUGACACAUCACAGACAAAGCUCAUGCAGUUCCCAGUGGUCUCAGACGCUAACCAUAUACUGUUGCUGUUCAAAACCGUCUAUGGAGUCACAAGAGGGUUUCAAGUCGAUAUCUCCUCUGAAAGCUGUGGUGGCUGUGAGGAUACUGUCACAGAGAAACAAUACCGUUGUAAGCGGCAGGUGAAACGGCCGUGUGAGCAGACAUGGUCAACAGUAGAAGUUGAUCCGUCCUGUAUCAAUCCAUACACAGGAUGUACCAGGGAAAAAACUGUUUUUCAUUCAAGGACGUCUGAGUGUUUAAAGUCGGAAUCCUAUUGUUGCGAUGGUUUUACCAAAGAAUUAAACCAACCGUUUUGUACCAAGGACGCCGUAUCUCGUAUUGAUCCUAUUAUAUCCUCAUCGAUUACGACGGAGGAAGCUAGAACAACUGGGCCACAAGGAUGGAAUACUUGGUCUGAUUGGUCCUCGUGUUCAGUUUCAUGUGGUGGCUGUGGCCAACAAUCAAGAAAUAGAACAUGCCUUGAGGGGCAGACGUGCAGCGGUGCUAAUACCGAGACACAGCCAUGCGGAACUACACCAUGUGACACGGGGAACACUCAACAGACCUGCUCUUCCACAAAAACUGUAUCAAUAUCCUGCAUGUUCGUUGGUACAUGUUAUAAAUUGGUAACUGAGUACUACAGCCAGCCAUCAAAGUGCUGUUGCGGAUUUGAAGUUGCGAACAGUCUUUGUGUGGUCAAACAACGGAGAUAAAUCUGAUUGUCGAUACAACGCUUGCGUUCCCGAACUGUUAAUAUGUGCUUCGGAGUUGUGUUUAUUCA
Molecule: messenger RNA, 1997 nt
Organism: Mya arenaria
Lineage: Eukaryota; Metazoa; Mollusca; Bivalvia; Myida; Myidae
Product: zinc metalloproteinase dpy-31-like
Exons: 16
Coding region: 1-1929 (642 amino acids)
Biological process (GO): proteolysis; molting cycle, collagen and cuticulin-based cuticle
Molecular function (GO): zinc ion binding; metalloendopeptidase activity
Source: RefSeq, a predicted model, not a curated record